This is a messenger RNA of Ophidiomyces ophidiicola, 1533 nucleotides long. RefSeq lists its product as uncharacterized. The transcript has 3 exons. NCBI's taxonomy places the organism in Eukaryota, Fungi, Ascomycota, Eurotiomycetes, Onygenales, Onygenaceae. Gene Ontology annotation, cellular component: mitochondrion. The coding region runs from base 1 to 1533 and encodes 510 amino acids. The record is from RefSeq and is a predicted model, not a curated record.
AUGGUUUACAGAUAUAACGAGUCGCUCCGCCGGGAUGAGAGAACCCUGGCCUUCAACGUCCAGGAGCUUAAACGGCUUGCCGCCGCUUCUAUCCACCGUCAUGAAUCCGAUAUCAAAGACUUUCAGAAGCUCGCAGAAGGCGGAUUCAAUCGUGUGUUCGAAAUUACAAUGAAGGAUGACAACACCCGGAUUCUGGCCCGGUUACCAUACCCUUCCACCGUUCCUAAGCGACUUGCUGUUGCGAGCGAGGUUGCAACAUUGGACCUGCUCCGUUGCCAUGAUAUCCCUGUGCCCAAAGUCCUUGGUUACUCCGCCAAUACUGAUAAUUCUGUUGGCGCUGAAUACAUCCUUUUGGAGAAGGUCAAUGGAACCCCGCUUGGGCUUCCAGCCUCUGGCAGUAUAUAUUAUUGCCAUGAUUUACCGCCGGAAUUAAAAAACAAUGUUGUCAACCUGUCACACAGCUUUGACUUUCCUAAUGGAUGCUCGGAAAUCUGUAUUGGGCCGGACGCGUCUUUGGCGUGGUGGUAUGCAGAACGAUCCUUGCUUGGCGACAUCAAUCGCGGUCCGCACUUAGACGCCGCUCAGUGUAUGGAGGCUGUAGCGAACAAGGAAUUGGCAUGGCUGAAAUCAUAUGCUAAACCACGCUUUCCCUUUGAACGAGCGUAUCGAGAAGCCACAAACUAUCAAAAAUCGGCACCGGAAGAAUACAUUGAAAUACUUGAGCAGUACCUAAAGAUUGUGCCUUACCUCAUUCCGAAAGACAAAGGCUUACAGAGGCCGAUCCUGCGCCAUCCCGACCUCCAACCGAAUAACAUAUUCGUCAACCAGGAUUUGGAUAUUGUUGGUUUGAUAGACUGGCAAUACUGUUCUGCCCUUCCGCUCUUCCUCGCAGCUGGCAUUCCAGACUAUAUUCAGAACUAUAACGAUGAGGAAUCACUUCGCUUCACUCCGCCCAAAUUAUCUGAUAGCCUGGAUGAAAUGAGCCCCCAUGGGCGCUCUGCCGCACUGGAACAAUUUCGAAGGCGCCACUUACAUUUUUACUAUCUCGGAUUUACGCAACGCUUUAACCCAUGUCAUUUUAACGCCCUCGACUCGGACUCGAGCCACCUGCUGAAACGAAAAACAUUUACUCAUGCAGCUUACCCCUGGGAGGGGAAUAAUGCCCAACUAAAAGCGGAUUUGGUUCAUGUUGUGCAAAACUGGGGUAAUGUCGUUGCCUGCACAGAAAGUCAACGGAUGGAUAACGCCGACCGGUGCACACCUAAAUGUCCUGUGAAGUUUGACCCAUUAGAAGCCCAGGACGUUCUCCGCAUUGAAAAGGAGUAUGAAGAGAUGGAAAACCAACUCUCUAGGAUUCGAGAUGCAAUUGGAGUAAGUGCUGAUGGCUGGACAUCAACUGAAACAUUUGACGACGCAGUUGCGCGGGCACACGAGUUCAAAAUUAUGGCGAUUGGCUCUGUCUCAGACAACAAAUUCGAUCAGGAGAUGACUGAAAAACAUUGGCCCUUUGAUGACUUCGAUGAAAAUGAGUAG